AUGAAAAGUAUGCACGAAAAUAAUUACGAUUCGUGCAAGAGCAAACGGAAGUUGGCAGGUUAUCGAUCAACUUUCAUGCAAUCCUUGAAGAGAUCGGUGCGCGUGUAUUGCGAAAAUACAGGACUGCACGGAUUUCGCUACAUCGUAAAGAGCAAAACGUUAAUGGAUAAAAUAGUAUGGUUCACGAUUUGCACGUCGUCCAUCGCUUUUUGCGUUGUUUUGAUGUUUCGUUUGUGGAUAAACUUCUCGAGUAAUCCAACGAUGACGAUGAUCGACACCUCGAAUCCCAUAAAGGAUUUACAAUUUCCGGGCAUCACUAUAUGCAAUAACAACAAGGUUUACAAACCUCAUGCCGAUGUCAUCGCGCAGAAAUUGUUGCUGAAUGGAUUCGAUACCGACAUGAGCAAUAGGCUGUUCUUUUCCUUGAUGAAAUUAAUACUGCCGGACAAAAUUGAGAUCGAUAACGCAACUGCGUCGUGGGCCCUCGAUACUCUUGGUUACACUGUCGAGAAGCUCAUGUUUGAGUUGAUGCAACCUUGCAGUUCGCUAUUGGUGAGAUGCGUCUGGCUAGGUCAACUUUACGAUUGCAAUAAAAUUUUCAAAACCGUGAAGGCGAACGAAGGAUUCUGUUGCGGAUUUAAUUACCAUUUCGGACUUUCUGAAAACUACGAAGCCAAAUAUUCGCAAUCAGCGACCGUAAUGACGACCGAGGAAGAUUUUGAAUCGUACAAUUCCUCCGAUCCUCUGCCAGGUGUUGGACAAAUUCUGAAUGUUCCAGGGUCUGGUCGAGAUAUCGGUUUAUCAGUCGCGCUGAAUAUCGACGCGAAAAACUAUAAAAGCUCGGUGAGGCAGUUCGUGGGUGCCACUGUGCUGACACACGAUCCACUAGAUUAUCCGGAUGUCGGUGCGCAAUCCUCUACCGUGCUGCCGGGCCAUUCGAUGUCGAUGACACUCGCUGGAACGAAAAUCGAAAGCGCGGAGGAUAUUCGCAAUAUACCGUUGCGCAAGAGGAUGUGUUUAUUCGACGGCGAGAAACCAGGUGAACACAGAUACAGUUACCAGACGUGCAUCUCCGAGUGUAUCCAUCAAAAUACUUUUGGCUUUUGCGGAUGUCUACCCUUUUUCUAUCCAGGUGACCAUCCGAAUGUCCGCACCUGUUACUUGACGGAUGUGGAUUGCAUUCUGGCUCGCAGAAGGAGCUUGUCGAAUAUCAAGAUAUCGCACAUCAACGACUGCAAAUGUCUCCCGCAAUGCAACGACCAAUCGUACGAGGUAAUAAGUGAAUCGAUCCAGACAGAUGAUAUAGAGUUUGAUUCCCAGAUAACGCACGGUUUGAAUGCAAAGACCACCUCGUUUCUCUACGUGUAUUUUCGAGACGGCACGUAUCUCGAAUACCGCAAGCAAACCAUCAUGGGGUGGGACGGUCUGCUCGCCUCCUUCGGAGGAAUCUUUGGCCUCUGUCUUGGUGGCUCGGUGAUAUCCUUCAUCGAAUUUAUUUAUUACUUUGCAUGUGAGCUCCUCACUCGCAAGAGACUGGAGGCAAGGAAAGAACGUCUGCCACCAGCCUCGAAGUUAUUCGUCUCCGCGGCCGUCAGCAAGGAUCCCAUGAAGAAUUACGAUAGAGCAAUAGACAAACGCAAGAUUCACCUAUGGAACGAUUAGCUUUAGA
This is a messenger RNA of Hylaeus anthracinus, 1669 nucleotides long. RefSeq names its product pickpocket protein 28-like. Gene Ontology annotation, molecular function: ligand-gated sodium channel activity. The record is from RefSeq and is a predicted model, not a curated record. The transcript has 12 exons. Gene Ontology annotation, biological process: sodium ion transmembrane transport. Gene Ontology annotation, cellular component: membrane. Lineage: Eukaryota; Metazoa; Arthropoda; Insecta; Hymenoptera; Colletidae. Bases 1 to 1662 code for a protein of 553 amino acids.